This is a messenger RNA of Eimeria tenella, 5922 nucleotides long. RefSeq lists its product as uncharacterized. The transcript has 3 exons. Lineage: Eukaryota; Apicomplexa; Conoidasida; Eucoccidiorida; Eimeriidae. The annotation marks the transcript as partial. The record is from RefSeq and is a predicted model, not a curated record. Gene Ontology annotation, cellular component: nucleus; SWI/SNF complex. Gene Ontology annotation, molecular function: transcription coregulator activity. Gene Ontology annotation, biological process: regulation of transcription by RNA polymerase II.
AUGUGCCACACUGGGCUGCUUGGACUUGGUGCUGCUGCUAACUCCGCCGCUGCUGCUGCCGUAGCUGCUGCUGCUAUUGCUACUGCUCCUCUUGCUGCUGCUGCUGCUGCUUUGUGCUGCAGCUCGGCCUUGGUUUCUGCGUCUCUGGAGCCCCAAGUUGUGCAGCAGCUGUGCAAGUCUUUGCCGCACGAUCUGCUCAAUGACUUCCCGCCUUCUUUGCUGCUGCUGCUGCACGAGCAGCACCAGCAGCAGCAACAGCAACAGCAGCAGCAGCAGCAGCGUGAAACGGAGCAGACAUCGCUGCUGCUGGCCCUAGCUGCAGCACUAGAGCAGCGUUGCAAAACUAGAGGCACUUUUGCUGGCACAGCGGACACAGCAGCAGCACAGGCAGCAGCAGCAGCGACGGCAGCAGCAGCAACAACGGCAGCAGCAGCAGCCUCGGAGUUCGCCUUGGCUGCUUUGGAAGCCCAAAUUAAAAUCCUACACAAACUGAGAGAGGCCCUGCUGGAGCCGCUGGCAGGCUCUUUGGAGCUUGUGGGGUUUCGUGCUGCUGCAGCAAAUCAGUUCGCGCUGCAUGCGCUUGCGCUGCUGCGUCGCAGCUGCAGCAGCACCUGGAUGCCGCCGCUGCAGCAGCAGCAGGUGCAGCUGCUGCAGCAAAAGCUGCGCAAGGCUUCCUGCAGCUGCCGGUGUCUCAGCGUUGCUGCUGGCCCCCGCAGCCUCCUUGCCCCAGUUCUUUCUGCUGCGCUGCAGCAGCACGUGCUGCUGCUGCACCCCCAAGUGAUGCCGCUGGUAUCCAGCCUCACAGCUGCUGCAGCAGACGUUGCGGCACUGCUGCACUGCAGCAGCAGCAGCAGCAGCAGCAGUUCCAGUCCUGCUGAUUGGUGCCCCCUGUCUCAAGAGCAGCUGGUGCACGUCGGUCGUCAGUUGCGGGCAGCAGCAACACACUUGUUUCCCUCCGAAUGCUUUCAGCAGCUGCAGCUGCAGCAGCUGCAGCAGCAGCAGCAGCAGCAGCAGCAGGAGUCUUCCCUAGAGGCCCUGCUGCGCGGGGCUCCCCACACGGAGUCCUUUUCUGUUAAAUUCAUUUGCCCGCAGCUCAUCGGCCGCCCACUUACUGGCCACCAAGACGGCCUGGAAGGGCUGCUGCUGCAGCUGCUUUUGCGCACUUCUCUUCCUCUGAGCCGUCCCCUUUCGCUGCCGCUGCUGCUGGAUGCCUGCGGCUUGCAGCUACCGCUGCAGCAAGGGCAGCAGCAACAGGAGCAGCAGCUGCUGCUAUCUCCCGUCCAGCAGCAGCAUCUGCACCAGGGUCCCCUACUUGCUGCAGCUGCUGCUGCUCUCGCAGAUGGCCUCUAUAUGGCUGCCUCUCUCGCGUUUGUCAAGAGCACUGCUGCUGCUGCUGCUGCUGCUUCGCCGUGCGCCCGUGGUGCGUCUCGCGCCCCCAGCAGCAGCAACGGGAGCAGCAGCAGCAGCAGCAGCAGCAGCGGCAACAGUGGCGUGUGUAUAUUUAGGAAAGUUGCUGACUUUUUUGGGUGCCGCCAAACUCGCAGCAGCAACCCAGAAGGCGUUGCUGCUGACGUACUGCAGCUGCUGCUGUUGGAGAGACUGGAGGGAGACGCUGCAGCGCCCGGCAGCAGCAGCAGCAGCAACGGCAGUAGCAGCAACAGCAGCAACAGCAGCAGGAGCAGCAACGACACGGGAGGCACCCAGCACCUAAGAACUGCCUUGCUUCGCCUCAUCGAGCACACCGCGGCUGAAGCUGCAGCAGCAUCAGCAGCAGCAGCAGCAGCAGCAGGAACGGCAGCUAAGAAACUGUGCAGCUCUGGCUGCAGCCGCUGCCGAGCGUCGGACCACAUCUUUGCUGCCUUGCUGUUGCUGUCGUGCCCGCAGCAGUGGGUUUGUGACAGAGUUUGCUUCCUUGCAUGCAGCAGCGUGACCACUGGUCACUCUCUGCUGCUGCAGCCUGACUGUCUUCUGGAGGCUGUCUCGCUGGUUGGUGAGGCCCCGAGCCGCUUCGUCCGCAGCGCAGCCACGCAUCUGCUGCUGCUGCUGCAGCAGCAGCAGCAGCAACAGGUGCGGCUGGGGCUGCAGCAGCAGCAGGAGCAGCAGCGGGACACGCAGCUGCUCCUGCGCGCCUGCGCCUGCCUAAUCGACAUGUACGAUCCCUGCCUGCUGGAGGAGUGCAGCAGGACGCUGCAGCAGCAGCAGCAGCAGCCAGGGCCGCAUUUCCUGCUGCAGCAGCUGCCCGUCUACCGCAUGCUGCUGCUGCAGCGGCUGUUCUCCGUGUCUGCGCAACAGCGGCAAAACGCAGGAGCAGCACUGAAGCUGCUGCUGCAGCUGCCGCCCCCGCUGGGGCCGGACCCCGUGGGGGCGGCGCUGCAGCUGUGGUCGGAGAGCAAGCGGCAGCAGCAGCAGCAGCAGCAGCAAGUGCAAGGGCUGCUUUGGGAAGAAGCAGAAGCUUCCGUCCUUUGUGCUGCUGCUGCUAAUCCGCGGCUUUCUGCUGCUACCCGCGCAGAGUCGCUGCGGACUUUUGAGGUGUACGUACACUCCACUGCCCAAGAAGCCAGGCCCUUCCUCCGCAGCCUUUGCUGCUCUUUGCUGACGUUGCUGCUGCAGCAGCCGCCGGAAGCAGACAGUCCUGCUGCUGCAGCUGCUGCUGUUUCUGCUGCUGCUGCUGCGGCCGCGGCCCUGCCAGAGGUCGCCACUGCAGCCUGGGACGACCAGGAGCAGCCCUUGCUUUUCUCGCUGCUGCAGUUCCUGCGCGUUGCAGCGCAGCAGCAGCAGCAGCAGCAGCACGAUGCGCUCGUGACGGCUGCUGCUCGCGUGUUGGCGCUGCCGCUGCUGCUGCUGCCUCCGGGUGACCCGCUGCUGCACUACGUGAUUGAGGUGUACAGACAGCUGCUGGGGGACUUGCUGCUGCAGCACUGCUUCGCCUUGGAAGCUUCUGUGUCUCUUUCAUCCUUGCAGCUUUUGGCGCUGCUGCUGUUUCACCCGCAGCAGUCUUUGCUGCUUCACCACCGGGUGUGCCCCCUGGGGCCCUCGCUGGAGGCCCUGCUGCAGCAGCCUCAGCAGCAGCCACGGCUGCUGCUGCCUUCUUGGCUGCGGCUGCGCGUAGAGCUGCCCCUAGACACGGACACUAUUUGCUGCUGCACUGCAGCACAAGCUAGCUGGGCUAGCCGCAGCCAGGACGCGGCCUUCUUGGUGGCUAGCCAGCUAGCUAGCGACGCCUCGGCCCUUGACGCAGCAGUUGCAGCAGCAGCAGCAGUUUCUGCUGCUGCUCCCACAAGGCCUGCUGCUGACUCGCAGCUGCUGCUGCAGGGCAGCGAUGGAAGCAGCAGCAGCAACAGCGCUUUGCCCACGGGCGGGUCCUCAGACAGUGCUGCUGCAGCGCCACCAGCGCCAGGAGCAGCAGCCGCAGCAGCCACGGAAGCAGCAGCAGCAGCGCCUUGCUGCAAGGCGUGCUUCUGCUGCUCUGAGGCAGCUCAGGUCGGGCCUUUGCUGCUGCUAGAGGCGCCGCUUGGCAGCAAAAAUAUCCUUCGUGCUGCUGCUGCUGAGUUGUCUUUAACAAGAAAAACGGCGCAGCAACUGCUGCUGCCUUCACACCCCGCGCUGAAGAGGCUGCUGGAGGUUUUGUCCCACCCGCCGCUGCUGCGCGAGGCCUCCCCGCUGCAGCAGCAGCAGCAGCAGCAGUUGCUGCUGCAGCAAUCGCUAGGUGACGGUUCCGUUCUUCCUACUGCUGCUGCUCUUUCAACUGCUGAUGGCGCCCCUGCUGCUGCUGCUGCUGCUGCUGGCAGCAGCCCCCACUCUGACGCUGCCACGUACGCAGAGGCGCUGCAGUACUGCAGGAAGAUCUGUGCAGCACUGCAGCAACCUGUGGAACCUGCUGCUGCUGCGGUCUGCUGCCUCAGCAGGAGAGGGCUUGCAGCAGCAGCAGCAACAGCCAAAUGCUGCUGCUGCUCGCUCUCCACUGCUGCUGCCAAGGGCCUCCGCGCUAUGGCCCUCGCAGCCAAAAGGUACACAUAUCCAUUUCUGCAGCAGCUUGCGCAGCAGGUGGCUGAGGCCAUGCUGGAGGCCGAGGAGCAAGCAGCAGCAGCAGCAGCAGCAGCAGCACCAAACAUGGAGGAGUUAGGGCUGCAUCAACCCAACUCGGGUGGCGCUGCUGUGGCGUGCAGCGGCGACGUUGACUUGCUGCUACUGGGCACGCAGCUGCUAGCGGAGCUGCUGCCUUUCGCAGCAGUUGCUGCGGCUCCUCCAGGCCCAUUCCACAGCAGCAGCAGCAGCAGCAGCAGCAGCAGCAGCAGUUCAGGAGACUGCUGCAGCAGAUGGAUGACGCUCCCAAACGUCUCUCAGUUUUGCGGCAGCCUACUUGGGGUGUCUGCGCAGCUCCCGCUCUUGCGCCGGGCGGCGCUGCAGUUUGCUGCUGUCGUUCUGCAGCACUCGCUGCCCCCACGCUCCUGCAGCAGCAGCGGCAGCAGCAGCAGCAGCAGCAGCAAAGUGUGCCUUGCAAGGUCGGCGGCCGAUGCGCCGUGGGUUCUGGAUCCUGCGAUCGCGUCGGGCGGCAGCAGCAGCAGCAGCAGUGUCCUGCUGCAGCUGCAACUGCAGCAGCUGCUGCAGCAGCACUCGCGCUUAGCAGCAGAAGAUGAGAGCUCGGUGCAGGAGCAGCAGCCAGUAACUCAGGCCUUGGUGGCACUGCGGGUUUGUGCCCUCCACAAUUCUAUUGCUGCUGUUGCUGCUGCUGCGCAGGCAGCAGAGGAAUGGCAGGAGCUGGCAGCAGCAGGGGCUGCAGCUCUCAUGCAGGACCCCCGCUAUUACGCGCAGCACUACCAGCAGCAGCAGCAGCAGCAGCAGCUGCUGCUGCUCGAAAGCCAGGUGACCCUUCUCCUCACCUUCUUGGGCAAAGCAGCCCCAAGCGUUCGUGUGGCUGCCUGGCGUUGCCUGCGGGGCUGUCUCGUUGCUGCCUCGGCUCUGCUGCAGCAGCUACAGCAGCAGCAGCAGCAGCAGCAGCCGGACUUGCUACUGCGUCUGUACAGCUGGGUCUGCCCUGCAAUCUGCCAGCGCCUGCUCGAGAGAGAGGGGCUCCUCCCUGGGGGGUUUUGCUGCUGCUGCUGCUCCAGCAGCACGGAGGUGGCGGAGGCGCUGCAGUGUCUGUCCACUUUGCGCUGUUGCAGCAGACGCAGCAGCAGCAGCAGCAGCAAUGACGGCGGCGACAGCUGCGCAACAGAAGCAGGAGGAGGCUGUGCCACUUCUGCUGCUGCCGCUGCUGCAGCGCUCGAUGAGUGGGUCGCAAGUGAGUCGUUUGUACAUCGCGCCUUCGCCGCUUUUCUUAACUGCUGCAGCAGAAGCAGCAACAGCUGCAGCAACAGCAGCAGCAACAGCAGCAAGCUUGACUCAGCGGCCCAUGAAACUGCGUUGAAAGGCCUGACUGCAUCUCUGGAGCUGCUUUGUUGCUCCGCCCAAACGCAUGCGGCGCCGUUGCUGUUGCUUCUGCAACAAGAACAGCAGCAGCAGCAGCAACAGCAGAAAGAUCAGGCUGCGCUCCUAGCUGCUGCUGCGCAGCGCAACUGGGGCAGCAGCAGCAGCACCGGCAGUAGCGGCAGCAGCAUUUUGAGCAGCAUUGUGGCUGCAGUUUAUCCUCGGCCUAAUCCUUUGCUGCAGCUCCCGCCGCAUGCAGCAGCAGCAGACUCGGGCUUCGUUGGUGCUGCUGCUGCUGCUGUUGCAGCUGUGGGCACUUCAGAAGCGCCUGCUGCUUUUGCUGCUGCGUUGCAGGCAGCAGCAGCAGCAGAGGAUGCAGCAGAUCUCAAAGAGGUCACGAAAUGCUGCAGGGCUUUGCGGCUCCUGCUGACCCUCAUGGAGGGAGCUGAUGCUGUCGCGCUUUGCAUAUGCAGAAGCAGUCCCCAAGCUGCUGCUGCUGCUGCUGCUGCUGCGCCC